AUGGCCGUUAUGCAAUCUCCACAACGUCUUUAUCCAGCUUUAGCAACAACGUCAACCUCAGAUCGUUACAAUACAACAAAUAGUUAUCGUAAUAUCAUGCAACCUACAAAUUCAAUAUUCUCAACUUUCGAUGAUACAUUCCUUCAUGCACGUGCAGCUCAGGCAGCAUUAGUUGAAAUGGAUAUGAAGAAUGUCAAUGCAACAGGAAUGUUACGUCCUGGUGAUAUGUUCUCAUUUGGUAAUUAUCAUUCUGCUACCACAGCACCAACAUCAAGUACUUCUAAUGGUGGACAACACUCCUCAAUGAAUGGUAUGGGGGGAGAUUUUGAUUCUAGUAUUAAUAAUAGUUCAUUAAUGUCAUCCUCAACAAUGUUAAUGGAUGGUUCAAUGAUGAUGGGUCAAGCAGCAACUGACAGUAUGACUAGUUUACAACAAGUUAUGGCAAUGCAUCAUCCCUAUCAGACACAUCCUCAUCAAUUUACUCAAUAUCCUGGUAUUAAUCCACAUUUUGCUGCAGCUGCUGUUGCCUCAACUCAACCAGGAAAUGGUGGUCUUCAGUUAUCAAAUAGUGCUGCUGCAGCCUCAGCUGUAGCAAUGUCAAGGUAUCCAUUAAAUGUUCCUAAUCCUGAAAUGGAUACAGAUCCAAGAGAAUUAGAAAGAUUUGCCGAACAUUUUAAACAAAGGAGAAUAAAGUUAGGUGUAACACAAGCUGAUGUUGGUAAAGCAUUAGCGCAUCUUAAGAUGCCUGGUGUUGGAAGUUUAUCACAAAGUACAAUUUGUCGAUUUGAAUCUCUUACUCUAUCACAUAAUAAUAUGGUAGCUUUAAAACCUAUCCUUCAUUCUUGGUUAGAGAAGGCUGAAGAAGCAAUAAAAAAUAAAGAUUUAGCAAAUGAUGCUCAAGGAAUUUUACCAAAUAGUGAAAAAAAAAGGAAACGAACAUCUAUAGCAGCUCCGGAGAAGAGGUGUUUAGAGGAAUUUUUCAGGCAACAACCCCGACCAACAGGAGAUAAGAUAGCAUCAAUUGCUGAUAAAUUAGAUUUAAAAAAGAAUGUUGUUAGAGUAUGGUUUUGUAAUCAGAGACAAAAACAAAAAAGGAACCAGACAGGAAAUAAUAAUAAUAAUAAUAAUAGCAAUCAUAACACCUCAUCUAAUGUAAAUGGAACCGGAAAUGGAGGUUCAAUUCUUGAUCCAGUAACAGUAAUGAAAUGUGCACCAUUCACUGAUCUUUCCUCCAUUGAAACAGCAGCAGCAGCAGCGGCAGCAGCAUCAGCUAUAGUUUCAGCUAGUAAUUCAUCUAAUAAUAAUUCUAAUAAUAAUAAUCGUACCAGUCCUGAUAACAAUGGUAACUCUGGCAAAAAUCAGGUAUUGCCAACAUUGGGUUUAUUUUAUUAA
Molecule: messenger RNA, 1392 nt
Organism: Strongyloides ratti
Lineage: Eukaryota; Metazoa; Nematoda; Chromadorea; Rhabditida; Strongyloididae
Product: Inhibitory POU protein
Exons: 5
Coding region: 1-1392 (463 amino acids)
Biological process (GO): regulation of transcription by RNA polymerase II
Molecular function (GO): DNA-binding transcription factor activity, RNA polymerase II-specific; RNA polymerase II cis-regulatory region sequence-specific DNA binding
Source: RefSeq, a predicted model, not a curated record